Messenger RNA from Theileria parva strain Muguga, 1142 nucleotides. RefSeq lists its product as uncharacterized. The record is from RefSeq and is a predicted model, not a curated record. NCBI's taxonomy places the organism in Eukaryota, Apicomplexa, Aconoidasida, Piroplasmida, Theileriidae. The transcript is spliced from 11 exons. Bases 1 to 1119 code for a protein of 372 amino acids.
AUGUCAUUUGAAUCUUACACACCUGAAGAGAAAAUUAACUGGUCAAAUUCAUGCCAAGCAAGUUGGCCUUGUAAAAAUGAAAAUAAAAACGAGGAAUGUGCAGAUUCUGAUCGAAAUUAUAACCAAACAUGUCCACUAUCCUUUGUUAAAGAGAAAUCCAAGGGUUCAGACAAUUAUUUAUGUGUUCCAGACCCUUCAUCUUACAUUGGACCUUGUAAUUCCAUUGUUGAUUUCACUGAUUUUUCCAAGGAAUCUAAACGCAUAUGGGCGGAGUCGUGUGGAACUAAAUGGCCUUGCAUAAGAAACUGCUCAUUUGUUUUUGAAGAUUGUCCUCUGGACUGGAUUAAGGAGUCGAAUGGAUCCUGUUCCGCUCCGACUUCUUAUAAAGGUUCCUGUGAUAAGAAGUUUUACUUCACACACUACACUCAGAAGAUGAAAUUGGAGUAUCUAAGGGCAUGUGACAUCGCAUUUGAAUGUUCUAAUGACUGCAAACGAGAUUACAACAAAUGUCCAAAUAACUGGACAAAUAAUCGCAAUGGCAUAUGUAUGAGUCCGACAUACAAUGAGUUAUGCUAUAAAGUUUAUUCUGACUUAAUUGGACUAAGUACUACUGACUCCCACAAUAAUUCCAAUACCAUUUUACAAGACCAGAAAAAGAAUAAUCCAGAGUAUAGAAUUAUAGACUUGAAUCGGUUAAGUUAUGAGAACAAAGUAAUGUUUGAGUCGAAAUGCCCAAUUGCCAACUUCCCUUGUAUAGAAAAUGAUGAUUACGACUGGAAUAAACCUUGUCCACAACACUGGAAUUAUAUAAAUAAAAGCUGUGUGCCAUUGUAUUUAAAUGAGGACGACGACUGUAGGAGUAAAAAGGUGUUCAAAUCUGAGGAGGAAAAGAGGAAAUGGUCCUCUUUUUGUCAAAUUCCGUGGCCUAAGUUCGGUGAAUCUGAGAACAUUAUUACUGAAAACAAGAAGAAAUUCAUGCUAAACGGACCAGUUAUUCAUGAAAGUGGAGCUGUAAAUGUUAGUUCCAGUGUCAAAAACAAGACUAAAGAUGAACUUAAGGAAAUUGAUUACUCUAAAAAUAUCAAAAAAAUCAAUAGACUACAAGCCACUCUAACUUAAUAGAACCUAACACCUUAAUAAAU